AUGAAUACAGGAACUAAUGGUGCCCGGCGCGUAGCGUCGCUGCUGCGCCCAUCAAGACUCGACUCUGGCGUGUGCCGAAGCUGUCAAGAAACAUUUGGCCGUCGUAACUAUGCCAUUGCUGCGACCGAAUCCACAUCUUCGUCGAAAACCCCUCCCUCCACAUCCUCCGUGAACCCCGUCUACACCAUCAAUGCCGGCGUUGUUCUCUCCCGCCCUCCCCAGAUCACCCGUGACCUCGAGCCGUUCGAGAAAGCAUACUACUUCUACCAGAAGCGUUUGAACGAGCGUCUGGCCCUCCCUUUCACCAAAUACUUCUACUUCAAGCGCGGUACUCCGCUAGAUGAGGACUGGAAGAAGAAGGUCAAGGAGCGCCUGACUCCGGCACGCGACAUCGGCAAAUACAACGCGUACGCCAAUGAUGCAUGGAACGACGAACUGCUUCUCGGUGCCCAGGAGUCAGAGCCUGAACAUCAGGUUGAGAAGUUGGUGCAGGAUGCUGAGUCCACUGCCAAUGCGACUUCCCAGGAUACCAGCAAGAAGGAGGAGAUCCCGCGGCCACACGCUCGUGUGACUGAGGCUGACAAGAAGGGCGAUUACAAGAGUCUGAACCGUCUGUUGUCCAGGACUUUGUAUCUGCUAGUUCAGUCAAAGGAGGGAUACUGGAAAUUCCCAAGCUCCCCAGUGGAAGCUGAGGAGACCAUCCGCCAGGCUGCCGAGCGUACCCUGGCCCAGUCGGCUGGUGUCAACAUGAACACCUGGAUGGUCGGCUUUCACCCCGCCGGUCACCACGUCUACACCAACCGCAAACCCCACAUCGACGAGGCUACAGGCGUCGUGAACCACGGCGAGAAGACCUUUUUCCUCAAGUCUCGCAUUAUGGCUGGCCAGGCCGAUCUGUCUAACAGCUUGCAGAAGCUACAGGACUUUAAGUGGGUGUCGAAGGACGAGAUCUCGCAAUUCGUGACACAGAAGUACUACAGCUCCAUCAAGAACAUGCUGGCUGAUCGGUAA
This is a messenger RNA of Penicillium longicatenatum, 1011 nucleotides long. Its product is annotated as mitochondrial 54S ribosomal protein mL46. The transcript is spliced from 3 exons. The record is from RefSeq and is a predicted model, not a curated record. Gene Ontology annotation, cellular component: mitochondrial large ribosomal subunit. Lineage: Eukaryota; Fungi; Ascomycota; Eurotiomycetes; Eurotiales; Aspergillaceae. Gene Ontology annotation, molecular function: structural constituent of ribosome. The coding region runs from base 1 to 1011 and encodes 336 amino acids.